Molecule: messenger RNA, 1389 nt
Organism: Vitis riparia (riverbank grape)
Lineage: Eukaryota; Viridiplantae; Streptophyta; Magnoliopsida; Vitales; Vitaceae
Product: secoisolariciresinol dehydrogenase-like
Exons: 2
Coding region: 156-998 (280 amino acids)
Molecular function (GO): oxidoreductase activity, acting on the CH-OH group of donors, NAD or NADP as acceptor
Source: RefSeq, a predicted model, not a curated record
UAUGCUUUUUCUAAAUUUGUGGUACCACGAUUUUUACCAACCUGACAUAUAUGUUUUCUGAGAGCUUAGCGUCCUAUAUCCCCUAUAAAAAGCCAUGGGCAACAUGCAAAUUUAUUCAUAGUUGAAGGCAUUCCAUUCACUUCCAUUGGUUAAAGAUGAAUGGCCACGCUUCAGUAGUUCCUAUUGGAAAAAGGCUAGAAGGCAAAGUGGCCAUCAUCACAGGAGGUGCCAGCGGCAUCGGUGAAAGCACGGCAAGGCUAUUUGUUCGACAUGGUGCUAAGGUCAUUAUUGCCGACGUACAAGAUGAUAUUGGACUCUCCAUUUGUAAGGCACUUGGCUCACAUGGCACUGCUUCCUUUGUUCACUGUGAUGUCACCAGCGACUCUGAUGUCAAAAAUGUCGUUGACACUGCCGUUUCAAAGUACGGCAAGCUUGACAUCAUGUUCAACAACGCUGGCAUAUCCGGCAACCUAGAUCCAACAAUUCUAGGCACGGAAAAUGAAAAUUUCAGGAGGGUUUUCGAUGUGAACGUGUACGGUGCAUUCCUGGGCGCCAAGCAUGCCGCUAGGGUUAUGAUUCCGGCGAAGAAAGGGGUGAUUCUCUUCACUUCGAGCGUUGCUUCGGUGACCUCUGGAGAAUCGCCGCAUGCUUACACAAUGUCGAAGCACGCGGUGGUUGGCCUCACCAAAAACUUGUGUGUGGAGCUAGGGCAGCACGGGAUAAGAGUCAACUGCAUAUCUCCUUGCGCUAUUGCCACCCCGUUGUUAAGAAACGCAAUGGGGCUGGAGAAAAAAACGGUGGAAGGAAUCGUAUGUGCGUCAGCAAAUCUAAAAGGAGUGGUAGCAGAAGCAGAAGAUGUGGCGGAGGCAGCGGUUUAUUUGGGCAGCGACGAGUCGAAAUACGUGAGCGGGCUUAACCUUGUGGUGGAUGGGGGCUACAGCACAACGAACCAGUCCUUCACCAUGGUAGUUAAAGCCCUAGUUUCUUCAAAUAAAUGAGAAGAAUCAGAUGUUGUAGCCAUUUUGUUGGGACUUUUAAUUUGAGUGAGGAUGAAGCGUAUAUGGCAGUGUCAGAAGGUAUAUGCAUUCACAGAAAAUGCGUCUGUAAACCGGUGCCCUGAGUCAUCAUUCCACAUUUGCGCUAUGUAGUAUUUUCACGUGAGCAUAUCUGUUGUAGUGUCGUACCGCUUUCUCAAGCUUUAUGGACCUUCUUAACUAUCGUACAUUGCUGAACCAGCUCACGGAGGAACAUGAGUUUAACAAGAUUAGAACAUGGUGAGAGUAUUUUUAGUUAUUUAAUUAGAUGUCCUAUGAUUCAUCGUUUCAAAUUUUCUAAAUCCGUCACACAGUAGUCAUGAUUUUAAAUUUAUUUUUUACUCCUUUUUUUCAA